Entrophospora sp. SA101 is the source of this 489-nucleotide messenger RNA. The record is from the annotation of a GenBank genome assembly. NCBI's taxonomy places the organism in Eukaryota, Fungi, Glomeromycota, Glomeromycetes, Entrophosporales, Entrophosporaceae.
AUGAUUUUAUACAAGUUGGCAGUUUUAGGAGAUUGCGGUGUUGGAAAGAGUGCUCUAAUACGCCAGCUGUGUAAUAUAUACGGCGCAACUUUUCAGAGGGAUUUAUCCAUAAAUGCAAUAAUUGAGGAUCAACCUUGUGUGGUAGAAGUGUUAAGUACAUCAGGGAUAGAAGAAUAUAUAGGACUUCGUGAUCACAUCUUGGAAAUAUUGUCCAAAAACCUGGAAUCGUGGAAUUUAGAUAACGAGUGGAUACAAUCAGGAAAAGAUCAAGAAUUAUCAGAUGAUUAUGUUCCUUUAGUUUUAAGAAUUCCUGAUCGAUUGUUGAUGAUUAGAAAUCGUGUUAUGACGAUGAAUCAACAAUAUGUUGAAUUGGAACGACAAUAUGUUGAAUUGGAACAACAAUAUGUUGAGUUGGGACAAGAUUUCAUUUGGUUAAGAUGCAGAGAUACAAUUAAUAAUACAAUGGAUCUGAAUAAUCAAAACAUGUAA